This is a messenger RNA of Trichosurus vulpecula (common brushtail), 2654 nucleotides long. It is a transcript of the gene DNAAF3, whose product is annotated as dynein axonemal assembly factor 3. NCBI's taxonomy places the organism in Eukaryota, Metazoa, Chordata, Mammalia, Diprotodontia, Phalangeridae. Gene Ontology annotation, biological process: axonemal dynein complex assembly; motile cilium assembly. The record is from RefSeq and is a predicted model, not a curated record. The coding region runs from base 425 to 2386 and encodes 653 amino acids. The transcript has 11 exons.
UGACCGGUUGGUUGGAAGGGGCGGGUCCGGAGAGGAGAAGGGUCUUUGACCCGGCUAAGAGGAACUAGACACUCGCCCGAGGGCCCCGGGGUACAGGGGCGGAGUGGGGGAUUGGGGGUUCUCGAAGUUCGGGGAGCCCUGAGGCAGGGACUGGGGAGGAAGAAGGGGAACAGGCGUCCGGCAGCCCAGGAGGGGAGCGGUCUCACAGAAGGGGAGGGUUCUAGGAUCCGCAUCCCGGCUUUCGAGAAUUCUAGCUCAGUACAUCGGUUUACGGUCCCCUCUCGGCCCUGAGGAGAGAAGAGAGGGGCGGGACGGGCAGCGGGGAUUGAGGGGAAUCCACGGGUGGGCUGGAGGCGGGGGACUCGGACUUCUGCGUGGCUCUUGGAGAUCCUUGCUUAGCUCGGGAACUGUCCCCCGAAGCGCGAUGACGACCGCGACCGGCUCCGGCGAGGGCUUUGGCUCGGUGGCCUGGUGGGGCCUGUCCCCAGCGCUGGAUCUGCAGGCCGAAUGUCCUCUCGAUGCCCCCAGCCCCGGGGAUCCCCCGGAACUCGACAUCCUUCUCCUGGGCUCAGUGGACGCACGGCAUAUUCUGCGGACCCUGGCCCAGGCUCCGCGCUGGCCCCUUCGGAAGCUAAAUUUCUUCGUACUGGAGAGCAACCUGGAGGCAGUGGCCCGCCAGAUUCUGAUCCUCAACCUGGCCUUCGAGACUCCAGAAAAGAUGGGCCUUCAAGAAAAGAGCGAGACAUUCUUGGAGCUAUGGGGGAAUGGGCUUGUGCGGACCCAGGUGGCCGAGUACCUUCAAGCUCAGUCCCAGUGCAUGCGUCGCCUCCUACCUGAGCCAGAUGAGCUGGCAGCUCAAUUUCCUCAUCUCAGCCUGGAAGCGCUCAAGUUCCGGGAGCGGGACGCCCUGGAGGCCGUGUUCACCUUCUGGGCGGCCUCGGAGGCCGAAGCCUCCUUCCCCCUGAGCCGCUUGUGGGACUCGCGACUCCGAAGCUACUUGGGUUCCCGCUACGACGCCCGGCGCGGGGUCAGCGACUGGGACUUGCAUAUGAAGCUGCACGACCGAGGGGCCCGGGUCAUCAACAGCCAAGAGUUUCGUCGUUGGCGGGAAACCAGCGUGGCCUUCGAGAUUCGGGAUGCUUCAGCCUAUCAGCUCCCAAACCGGACCCUGGCGUCUGGGCGGCUGAUGAGCCAUCAUGGUGAGCGUGUGGCUGUGCGAGGCUAUUGGGGGGACGUGGCUACCGGACCCUUUGUGGCUUUUGGCAUCGAGUCGGACGAUCAGAGUGUUCUGCAGACCCGCAAUGGAACCCCUGUCAAGUGCGCAGGUGAGAUCUCCUUGCACAACGUUACCUUGCUGUUUCGAAGCCUAGUGGCAGCCGGGGAGGAGGUGUCUGGGGCCGAACCUGAGGCCGCGGCGGAGGGCGGGGCCCAGGGAUCUGACCUUGCGGGCUCCAGACCUUUCCGGGUCCACUUCCUGUCCCUGGGGGCCGCCCCGACCUUGCACCAGCGAAAUCGCUUCUGCAGCCGCUUCCACCUUCUCUACGUGUCCUGCGGGAUGGUUCACCAGCUGAGCCCGGAGCUCGGGGCCUGCGUGGCUCCUGGGGGACGCGUGGUGGUGGAAUUGGCCAGGUACCUUGUGGACUUGCGGCCUAACCAGCUAGAGAGUUUCUCUGAUCGUGUCCGGGAGCUGGCUGAGGCUGCUGGCUUCGUACCAGAGUACCACGAGAAUCCCCCCGAAAUCUUCGCCCGCUUUUCUCGCAAGCCCCAGGCAGGCCCUGAUGGCCGGCCUCCGCCGGGCACCCAGGGUGCAGGGCAGAAGGCCGAAGCCCCGCCCCUUGAUAACUUGACUCCUCCCUCAGAGAUUUUGACCCCGCCUCCUAACGCCUCUGAGUCCACCCCCUCUGAAAUUCUGAACCCGUCCUCAAAUGAGGAUGCUCCUGUGCUGACUCCGCCCCCUGAGACCUCUGAGCCCGCCCCCUCUGGAAUUCUGAGCCCCUCCUCAAAUGAGGAUGUUCUUGUUCUGACUCCGCCCCCUGAGGCUUCUGAACCCGCCCCCUUCGAAAUUCUGAGCAGGUCCUCAAAUGAAGAUGCUCCUGAACUGACUCUGCCUCCUGAGGAUUCGGUGCUUGCCCGCAAUGGCAUUCUUGGAUCAACCACUAGCCCUGAUGUAGCUGGAAUGCUGAGCCCACCCCUUGCCACUAUGACUCCGCCCUCAAAGAUUCUGAGCCUGCCUACCGGUGCUGAGCUAGGCCCUCCUGGAAUUCUGACUCCGCCCCCUGGGGACUCUGACCCUGCCCUCUUUGACGUUCUGAGUCCUGCCCGGGGUCCUGAUGAUCCUGAAAUGCCCUCUGGCGAGCUCGGUCACUCCUCUUCCCCAAGGUUCUGACUCUACCUCCUCAUUUCCGAGCCCCUCCAAUUCUGCGUUUGGCUCCAGAUUCUGAGGCUCAUGGAAUCUUGACUUCACCUCCGAAUUCUAGCUGAGACCCCUUGGUCCCCGAAUUCUCCCUUGCCCCUCCCCCCACUGUCCACGACUAUCUUGGCCCCAGGAUUCCGAUCUCCUGAAAUUCUAAGGCGUAUAGGAUUUUUACCUCUCAGAGUCCCCUGUUCUUCCCAGGGAGUCAGGACUUGUUAGAAUAAAGAGAGUCGGACCCUAC